CGGACCAAACUGCUACUCCGGUCAACUAUUCCGGAAAAAAACGCCAAUCAAUUCCCAGAACCAAGUAAAUCCUUAAACCACGCUGUUAUCUGCUAUAGCCUCACUGCAUGGAGACUGCCCCAUACUGGCCGGAAAACACAGGGCACGCCGGAACCCAACUCCAUGACGCCAUUAGAGCCUCGUACUUCCACAAGAGAACAGCAGAAAUUAAGCACAAUCUGUGCCAUUGUAUAAUGAUUGGUGGUAAACAUAUGGAAAUGCAGCAAGGGUAAGGAACAUUCUAAAUAUAAUUCUCUUAUCUACCAAAAACAGGUUAUCUGGGUGACCCAGGCCCAUAUUUGAGGUAAUUGUUAGGUUUUUUAGUCUGUAUAAGUAAAUCCAUCCUAACUAGUUGAAAACGCAGAAAACCAUCUUCUAACUGUUUGCUUGUGGAAUACUUAUGGCUGCAAUCUGGUCCCAGGGUUAUAAAGUUGAGGCGGUGGAGAUGAAUGACACUUCGAAGUCCGCUAUACGAGGGGAGACGACUACCGUAUUUGAUGACUACUCUAGUGAUGAGGAAUUUAGUGGUCUUAGACUUUCCUCUCAAGAAGUUGGAGAACUGGUUGAACUGUGCGACUUUGCUCUUUCUCUUCUUGAGACACAACAUCCAGGAGAGUGUUGGAAGUUUAAGAGCAUGCGUGAGGCGUACAGGGAGGAACUGACGUUUUGUUGUACCGAUGAUUAUUAUCACCUUGAAUUUGUUGGCGAAAAGGCAGAUGGUAAAUCUAUACGUAAUUUUGUGGUGGAUGUUAUUUGUUCUUGGAAUAAAGGACAUGAACGCUUAACAGUAAAGCAUUGUGUCUUACGGAAAGAUGAUGAUGAGGUGGAGCCGAUGGAUGAAUAUAUGAAGAAAUGCGUGAACGUGAAUAUAGUUAAAUUCUGCAAAUCUGCCCUCACUUACUAUGAGGAGCUCCAUUCAGGAGAAGCUUAUGAGUUUGUGAAGAUGCAGACGAUGAGAUGCUGUGUCGUUGGAGUGAUCUUUGUAUUUCAUGCUAAAAACAAGGCUGAUGAUACUGUUGCAACCUUUAAAGCUUAUAAUCAUUAUAACGUUCUACGUACGGAUAUAGAUGUUGUGGGCUCUUUUAGGUAAUGUCAUUGCUGAACGCGAUAAGGGGGGUGUUAGCUUAUUUGCUAUG
Molecule: messenger RNA, 1175 nt
Organism: Ipomoea nil (Japanese morning glory)
Lineage: Eukaryota; Viridiplantae; Streptophyta; Magnoliopsida; Solanales; Convolvulaceae
Exons: 7
Coding region: 440-1129 (229 amino acids)
Source: RefSeq, a predicted model, not a curated record